Messenger RNA from Micromonas pusilla CCMP1545, 3324 nucleotides. RefSeq lists its product as uncharacterized. Bases 1 to 3324 code for a protein of 1107 amino acids. The transcript has a single exon. NCBI's taxonomy places the organism in Eukaryota, Viridiplantae, Chlorophyta, Mamiellophyceae, Mamiellales, Mamiellaceae. The record is from RefSeq and is a predicted model, not a curated record. Gene Ontology annotation, biological process: L-glutamine metabolic process. Gene Ontology annotation, cellular component: cytoplasm. Gene Ontology annotation, molecular function: carbamoyl-phosphate synthase (glutamine-hydrolyzing) activity; metal ion binding; ATP binding.
AUGGCCGAAUCCGAAGAAUCCCCCGUCUUCCGCGCGUGGGAUCAAGCGACGAACUCGAAUAAGAGGACGGACAUCAAGAAGAUCAUGAUCAUCGGUGCGGGGCCGAUCGUCAUCGGGCAAGCGUGCGAGUUCGAUUACUCCGGCACCCAGGCGUGCAAAGCGCUCAGGAGCGAGGGAUACGAAGUCGUCCUGCUCAACUCCAACCCCGCGACGAUCAUGACGGAUCCGGAGACCGCGAGCCGCACGUACGUCGGCCCGAUGACCCCGGAGCUCGUGGAGGAAAUCUUGAAGAAGGAGAAACCCGAUGCCCUGCUCCCGACGAUGGGUGGUCAGACCGCGCUCAACCUGACGAAAACCCUCGCGGAGACCGGCAUCCUCGAGAAGUACAACGUCGAGCUCAUCGGCGCGAAGCUGGACGCGAUCAACAAAGCCGAGGACAGGCAGCUGUUUAAGGACGCGAUGACCAAGAUCGGCCUGAAGACGCCUCCGUCUGGCACCGCGAACACCUGGGAGGAAGCUCUGAAGAUUCAGGAGGAGAUCGGAAACUUCCCUCUCAUCAUCCGACCCGCAUUCACCCUCGGCGGAAGCGGUGGUGGCAUCGCGUACAACAUGGAGGAAUACGAAAACAUCGUCACCGGCGGCCUGAACGCGUCCUCCACGACGCAGGUCCUCAUCGAGAAGUCUCUCCUCGGGUGGAAGGAGUACGAGCUCGAGGUGAUGCGCGACCUCGCGGACAACGUCGUCAUCGUGUGCUCGAUCGAGAACCUCGAUCCCAUGGGCGUGCACACCGGCGAUUCUAUCACCAUCGCGCCCGCGCAGACGCUGACGGAUAAGGAGUACCAGCGCCUCAGAGACGCGUCCGUGGACAUCAUCCGCGAGAUUGGCGUCGAGUGCGGCGGGUCCAACGUCCAGAUGGCGGUGAACCCCGAGGACGGCGAGCUGAUGAUCAUCGAGAUGAACCCUCGCGUCUCUCGCUCGUCCGCGCUCGCGUCUAAGGCCACGGGUUUCCCGAUCGCGAAGAUGGCGGCGAAGCUCGCGGUCGGAUGCACGCUCGACGGCAUCCCGAACGACAUCACGCUCAAGACCCCGGCGUCCUUCGAGCCGUCCAUCGAUUACGUCAUCACGAAGAUUCCGCGAUUCGCGUUCGAAAAGUUCCCCGGCUCCGAGCCCUACCUCACGACGCAGAUGAAGUCCGUCGGGGAGGCAAUGGCGGUCGGGCGCACGUGGCAAGAGUCCUUCAACAAGGCUCUCCGCUCUCUCGAGACCGGCCUCUCCGGCUGGGGGCUCAACCCCAAGGAUGGCGAACUGCAAGGCGACUUGGUCGCGCUCAAGGAGAAGCUCGCGGAGGCGACCCCGGCGCGCAUCACCGUCAUUCACGAAGCGUUCUUGGCUGGCAUGACCCCGGAGGAGAUCCAAGAUAUCACGAAAUUCGAUCCUUGGUUCCUCCGCCAGAUGCAAGACCUCUUCGAAACCGAGACCUGGCUCAAGAGCUUGAGCUCUUUGUCUGAGCUCGACAAGAACGACUGGUUCGAGGUGAAGAAACGCGGCUACAGCGACGUUCAGAUCGCGCGUGCUUUAAAGAUUACCGAGGGCAAGGUGCGCAAGGCUCGCAAGGCGUUGGGCGUCACCGCCUCCAUGAAGCGUGUUGACACCUGCGCCGCGGAGUUUGAGGCGGAAACCCCGUACAUGUACUCCACCUACGACGGCAACGACGAGGUCGACCCUACCGAUAAAAGGAAGAUUCUCAUCCUCGGCGGCGGACCUAACCGCAUCGGCCAAGGCAUUGAGUUCGACUACUGCUGCUGCCACGCCGCUUUCUCUCUGAAGGAUGCUGGGUACGAGACCAUCAUGCUCAACAGCAACCCCGAGACCGUGUCCACUGAUUACGACACCUCCGACCGUCUGUACUUUGAGCCCCUCACCGUGGAGGACGUCCUCAACGUUGUCGAGGCUGAGCGCCCCGAGGGCAUCAUCGUGCAGUUCGGCGGUCAGACACCGCUCUCGCUCGCUACCCGCCUCGAGAAGGCGCUCAUGGAUGACCCGAUCCCCGCUGCCUCUGGCAACGGCAACUGCCACAUCCUAGGCACCCCUCCUGACAGCAUCGACGCGGCGGAGGAUCGCGAGAGGUGGCAGGCGAUUCUCGAGGAGCUCAAAAUCACCCAGCCCCCCGGCGGCGUCGCUCGCUCCGAGGCUGAGGCGUUGGUCGCUGCGAACAACAUCGGGUACCCCGUCAUGGUCCGCCCCUCUUUCGUCCUCGGUGGACGCGCGAUGGAGAUCGUCAGCUCCGAUGCGGACCUGAAGCGUUACAUCACCACCGCCGUGGAGGUCGACCCGGAAAAGCCGGUGCUCGUCGACAAGUACCUCGCGAACGCUACCGAACUCGACGUCGACGCCCUGUGCGAUGCCGAGGGUAACGUCGUUAUCUGCGGUAUCAUGGAGCACAUCGAGCAGGCUGGCGUGCACUCUGGAGAUUCCGCGUGCAGCAUCCCUCCGCAGACGAUAUCUGAAAAGUCCCUCGCGAUCAUUCGCGACUGGACCCCGAAGGUCGCGAAGCGUCUCGGCGUCAUCGGCCUGAUUAACAUCCAGUGGGCCGUGACCCCGAACGAUGAAGUGUACAUCAUCGAAGCGAACCCGCGCGCGUCUCGCACCGUGCCGUUCGUCGCGAAGGCGAUUGGUCACCCGCUCGCGAAGUACGCGUCGCUCGUGAUGGCGGGCGCGACGCUGAAGGAUAUCAACUUCACGGAGGAGGUGGUGAUCGAUCACGUCGCCGUGAAGGAGGCGGUGUUGCCUUUCGACAAGUUCCCGGGCGCGGACACGCUUCUGGGACCGGAGAUGCGCAGUACCGGGGAGGUGAUGGGCAUCGACAGGGAUUUCACGAGGGCGUACGCCAAGGCACAGAUCGCCGCGGGGCAGAGGCUGCCGAACGGCACGGGUAAGGUGUUCAUCUCCGUGCGCGACUCGGACAAGCCCGCCGUCACGGAAAUCGCGAAGCAGCUCUCCGAAAUUGGAAUGACGCUGGUGGCGACCGGUGGCACCGCCGCGGCGCUGAAAGACGCUGGGCUCCCCGUGACCGUGGCGAAGAAGGUUCACGAGGGCCGCCCUCACAUCGGUGACAUGCUCCGCGACGGCGACAUCGCCCUCAUGGUUGUGACGUCCAACGGCGACGAGGCGGACAUGCGCGACGGUCGCGAAAUCCGCCGCACCGCCGUGGGUCUGAAGAUUCCGAUGGUCACCACGAUCGCGGGCGCGCGAGCGACCGCGAACGCGGUGAAGGUGCUUCAGGAGGGUACCCUGAGCAUGGAUGCUCUCCAGGAUUUCUUUUAA